This is a messenger RNA of Rhinopithecus roxellana (golden snub-nosed monkey), 2783 nucleotides long. RefSeq names its product makorin ring finger protein 2 (gene MKRN2). Gene Ontology annotation, molecular function: ubiquitin protein ligase activity; metal ion binding. Bases 128 to 1378 code for a protein of 416 amino acids. NCBI's taxonomy places the organism in Eukaryota, Metazoa, Chordata, Mammalia, Primates, Cercopithecidae. The record is from RefSeq and is a predicted model, not a curated record. The transcript is spliced from 8 exons. Gene Ontology annotation, biological process: protein polyubiquitination.
CACACCGGCGGGGCGGCGUGCGCCGGCGUGACGCGGCUACGCGGGAUGGGCCGGGCCAGGGCCAAGGCCGAGGCGGCAGCGGCUGCGAGAGGCGGCGGUACGACGACGGUCCUUCAGCUCCGCCACCAUGAGCACCAAGCAGGUCACUUGCAGGUAUUUUAUGCAUGGUGUGUGUCGGGAAGGAAGUCAGUGCCUGUUCUCACAUGACUUGGCAAACAGCAAGCCGUCCACCAUCUGCAAGUACUACCAGAAGGGCUACUGUGCCUAUGGAACUCGGUGCAGAUAUGACCACACGAGGCCCUCUGCUGCAGCUGGAGGUGCUGUCGGCAUCAUGGCCCACAGUGUGCCCUCCCCAGCUUUCCACAAUCCUCACCCUCCUUCUGAGGUCACUGCGUCCAUUGUGAAAACUAACUCACAUGAACCCGGGAAGCGUGAAAAGAGAACGUUGGUUCUUAGAGACCGAAAUCUCUCUGGCAUGGCUGAAGGAAAGACUCAGCCGAGCAUGGUGAGUAAUCCAGGCAGCUGCAGCGACCCCCAACCCAGCCCCGAGAUGAAGCCGCAUUCCUACCUGGAUGCCAUCAGGAGUGGCCUUGAUGACGUGGAGGCCAGCAGCUCCUACAGCAACGAGCAGCAGCUGUGCCCCUACGCAGCUGCUGGGGAGUGCCGGUUUGGGGAUGCCUGUGUCUACCUGCAUGGGGAGGUGUGUGAAAUCUGUAGGCUGCGAGUCUUGCACCCCUUCGACCCAGAGCAGAGGAAGGCUCACGAAAAGAUCUGCAUGUUGACAUUCGAACAUGAGAUGGAAAAGGCCUUUGCCUUCCAGGCAAGCCAGGACAAAGUGUGCAGCAUCUGCAUGGAAGUGAUCCUGGAGAAAGCCUCUGCUUCCGAGAGGAGAUUUGGGAUUCUCUCCAACUGCAAUCACACAUACUGCUUGUCCUGCAUCCGGCAGUGGCGGUGUGCCAAACAGUUUGAAAACCCAAUCAUUAAGUCUUGUCCAGAAUGCCGUGUGAUAUCAGAGUUUGUAAUUCCAAGUGUGUAUUGGGUGGAAGAUCAGAAUAAAAAGAACGAGUUGAUUGAAGCUUUCAAACAGGGGAUGGGGAAAAAAGCCUGUAAAUACUUUGAGCAAGGCAAGGGGACCUGCCCAUUUGGAAGCAAAUGUCUUUAUCGCCAUGCUUACCCUGAUGGGCGGCUAGCAGAGCCUGAAAAACCUCGGAAGCAGCUCAGUUCUCAAGGCACUGUGAGGUUCUUUAAUUCAGUGCGGCUCUGGGAUUUCAUCGAGAACCGAGAAAGCCGGCAUGUCCCCAACAACGAAGAUGUCGACAUGACAGAGCUCGGGGACCUCUUCAUGCACCUUUCUGGAGUGGAGUCAUCAGAACCCUAAAGAGUAGAUGGUUGCCCUGCAUCUUGGGCUCCAUCGGCCAAAACUUUCCCAAGCCAGGGUGUGCAGAGCUUCCCUGUACUGCAGCCAAGGUGGUGUGUGGCUUGGAUUUGAGUGGAGUUGGGCUUAGCCUUAGUCUCAUUCACUCUCCAUUAUUACAGCCAUGGGGAAGAGUGAAGGAUAUAAAGUAACCUAAUAAGUGUAUGGAAUUGCUGUUUUUAUAGCUGAUACAGUUACACCUCAAGCCCCUCAGGGGUAACAACCACCCAGACUGUUUGUUUGGAUUGACUGCUUUAAAAAACAAACUUGGCUCUUAUCUUUGAUCUUUUCUUCCCCAGAAAUAGUAAACUUGCAGCUGCCCCUAAUGCAGCAUAUUUUUCUUACCAAAGGAUUCUUCAACCCUAUAAAAGGAUUCCUCUAUAGUGUAUUUCUCUAGUGCAUUUAGUGUGUGGUCAAAAUUUUGAUUUAUACAGAGCUUUCAAGAAUACACAAUGGAAAGUGAGUGCAGCAUAGCUGUUAACAUACAACUUUUUUCUAGGGCUUUAAGGGUGGUCGUUUUUUUCAAGUUCUCGCAAGUGUCCCAAAUCAGGGUAGCAAUCUUGUUGCCACAUGUGCAGCAAACAAAGUGGAAGUAUACAUCUUUUUCUCCCUUAGGGAGGCUCUUAAAGGAACAGGAGGUACAGUACUGGGUAGCAGUCUGGCCCUCCUGUCUGGUUGGUGCUGGGGCCUCCAGUCAGGGCCCUCCAGGGGAACCAAACCUCUGCUCUCACCUGUGGGUUCAUGCCCAUCAGGGUAAUAUAAUGUGUGGUUUGUACUCAAGCGAUCUAUUAUCUGCAAAGCCUGGCUUUGAUUUGAAAUUUUGUAAAAAUGUCAUGGCACCCAAGGUUUCUGAUUCUGACCCAGCAGUGGCCCUGAAGAGAGCUGAUGGCAUGUCUUGUAGUCAUUUUGCUUUUAAUUGAAGGGUGAGCACAGCCUUGUGAACUAGCACUGGCUUGUUCCAAGCUGGAAUUUAUCAUCUAUUUUUGUUUUUGUUUUUUAAAAGCUGUAGCUACCAAAUAUUUUAGAGAAUGCAUUACUUAACCUAUUAGCUGAGUUUAGAAUACUUUCUGCUUAAUUUUUAUACUUAACUCUUCAGUAAAGGGUUACAAAGAAUACAAAGGUUAAAUUACAAAUUCAUUCCCAGCCUAGGCUCUGGGCACAUUUCCUGUUCUUGAAUUCUGCUCCUGAAGAGGGUGAACAAAUGGGACGUUCAAAUUGUGAGCUCAGAAUUACUUUAAAAGGAGGUAACAGCCAUUACACCUAAAUUUAAUUUAUUUUAUUAAAAUAACAUAAAAUUGAGGGACCAUCAGAUAACUGUAUUUUGUCAGGUGCAAUAAAAACAAAAUUAAAACCCAAAUCAUCAAGAAAA